UUUAAAAUAUUAUUACUAUCGCGAAUUUUGUUGUAUUUGUUAUCGUUUAUUAUGGAACGGAACAGAAAUGAGUUUUUUUAUUAAAAUUUGUAUACUUCCAAUCAUUUCACUAUUUUUCUUGAAAACAAUGCUUUCAAAUAAUCCGGAUAUGACUCCAUUCAUGAAUGACAUAACAACCGGUUUAUAUGUCACGUUUACUAAUGAGACUAAAGAAGAACGGCCGUCUAGUGUUAAAGAUAUAAUGAACGUGACGAGGAGGUAUUUGGUUGCUAACAUGGAUAAUCUUAAACACCACGGAAAUAUAGCAGAGAAAAGCAAAGCCUGCUAUUUCACAUCCGUAACGUACAGAGCUGCGAUGUGGGAUCUUCGAAGAUAUUUCGAAAUGCGUUCUCUAUACACCGACUCGAUGGAAUAUGAAAUCGGCUUUCUUUGCCACGAGAUCAUAUACAGAUACCAAUUACUUCUAGAACUUUACCAGAUGGUCGAAAGAAGAUUUGUCUCAUUCGAACAUAAGAAUUACGCUUCAGUAACCUACAUGUUUUACAUAUAUACUAAUAUAUUGGAGCAGUCCAAGGUCAUUAUACACUUAUGUAAUAUGCUACAUGAAGUUGAAAAAAAAUAUAAAAAUGUUAAAAAGGGUCUGUUUAGUGAUUAUGCUGAUCGGAUAGGACCAGACGGCGCUCCAAAUGCUUGGGAAAAGAAUAGAACUUCCCUUGAACAGGCCAGACAAGCAUAUGAGAGGUGGCUCCGGCAGAAAAGACGAGAACAGCGGAAAAGAGAGAAAGAGAGGAAGAAGUAUUUGCAACAAAUGGUCAAGUUUGGACUGACCACAGCAAGAAAACAGACAACGAAGAAGCGUUCAUGGCCCAUACAAUACGGCUGGUCGAUUGAAAAUUGGUAAUACGUCGCAAUAUGAAGCUAUUUUUAAAUUAAAUAAAUACAAUAUACGCAA
Nymphalis io (European peacock) is the source of this 952-nucleotide messenger RNA. RefSeq lists its product as uncharacterized. The transcript has 6 exons. NCBI's taxonomy places the organism in Eukaryota, Metazoa, Arthropoda, Insecta, Lepidoptera, Nymphalidae. The record is from RefSeq and is a predicted model, not a curated record. Bases 68 to 901 code for a protein of 277 amino acids.